This is a messenger RNA of Brassica rapa (field mustard), 420 nucleotides long. RefSeq lists its product as uncharacterized. NCBI's taxonomy places the organism in Eukaryota, Viridiplantae, Streptophyta, Magnoliopsida, Brassicales, Brassicaceae. The record is from RefSeq and is a predicted model, not a curated record.
AUGGCUUACACUAACAAGAUUCCAGCAGCAGCUGCGGUUGCGACAGCGAUGCUCUUUUUAGCAGUUAUGAUGGCUCCCCGGUGGACGGAGGCACAAACGAUGCCAAAUCUGGAUCCAGUGUGCACAAUAUUGAUUACUGACAUUAUGACAAAAUGCUACUUAUCGGGGAAUUUGGCGCCAUCUACAGAAUGCUGCGAUGAUCUCAAAUCGGCGAACAGUAAGCAAGUAACGUGUCUCUGCGACAAUUUCAUUGCACAUCCUUCUAACAACAACGUCACACAAGCUCUCUUGGAGGUAUACCACCACGACUGUGGCGUUGCUGACAAAUUCGUCUGCAAAGGAAACUCCAAUGGAGGAGCAGCUAAGAAGAUCAGUGCAUCAAUUGGUCUACUUGGUUUGGCUACAAGUCUAUUCUUUUAA